AUGUCAAAAACAUUAAGAAAAAAAAUGAAGCUUGACGGAUUAUUUUCAAACACGCCAUUUCUUCUUUGUUGUGAGACAUGCUUUAGAGAUUUUGCCCAUCAGGUAAAGGCAACACAUCAAUGCAGAAAUUGUGGUUUGAAGACUUGUGUCUUGCACUCUAAAUAUCAUGUCAAAUAUGUUCCUCAUCAUGUUGUUUCUCUAAUUGAGGUUGAAAAUGUAAAUGAAUCUUCAGAAGAGGAAGAAUCCGAUUCAGAUUCUUGUAAGUGUUGCUAUGAAAAGUCUCAAACAUUCGAAACUCCAAGAGAGAGUGAACCACCAUCAAUCAUUAGAACAAUUAAUGAAAAUUUGAGAUCGCCAAUUAGACCAUCCUCAGCUGGCACCAGUUCAAGAAUUUAUUCUAAAUCUCCUCUCAUCUCUAGAGCUAGCAGAGUAAUCAAUGAAGAUUGCAGUAGAGCUAGUUCAAGAUUGGACAAUGAUGCAUUCAAGAGAGCGGCAAGUCCUAGCAGUAGACAAGUAAAUCGUCUUGAAAAGAAGAAUCUAGAACACGUUCAAAAGGCGUACGAGCUAAAAUCUCAAUUCGAACAAUUGAAAUCAGAGCUCAAAGAUUGGCAAUAUGAGAAUUCUCUUUUAUCCGAUUCUCUCAUGUAUGAAAUUGAAAAUGUAGAUAAUGAAAGAUUGAGACUGGAAUUGGAAUGUAAACAUGUUUUCCAAAAAUUGAGAAGUAUUCUCAACGACAGAGAAGAUAUUGUCCUUUCUAAUAUACAUCGUGUUAGUAAUGAUCAAAAGGAUAAUGUUAUGAAGAUUAGUUCACUAAAGAAUAGUUUGAAAUUAAUCAUUACAGAUCUGGAUUCAGUAAGUGAGGAUUUAUAUGAGGAGGGAUCUAGCACUCAAUUUGUACUCAUUGAAAGAAAGUUGAAGAAAUUAAAUUCCACAAUUGAAGUGUUGAAAUAUCAGUGCCAGGUUAAGAAGGUAAAUUCAAUGGAGAAGAAUUACUUGAAAUUCAUUCCACAUAUUCAUCAAUUAGAGGAACAAAUUAAGAAUAUUUGCCAAUUACUCAAUGGUGAAGGUAAAAUAAUUGGCUACUAG
Messenger RNA from Naegleria gruberi, 1086 nucleotides. RefSeq lists its product as uncharacterized. The record is from RefSeq and is a predicted model, not a curated record. The transcript has a single exon. Lineage: Eukaryota; Heterolobosea; Eutetramitea; Acrasida; Naegleriidae. The coding region runs from base 1 to 1086 and encodes 361 amino acids.